This is a messenger RNA of Hypoxylon fragiforme, 2877 nucleotides long. Its product is annotated as glycoside hydrolase family 3 protein. The transcript is spliced from 6 exons. The record is from RefSeq and is a predicted model, not a curated record. Lineage: Eukaryota; Fungi; Ascomycota; Sordariomycetes; Xylariales; Hypoxylaceae. Gene Ontology annotation, molecular function: beta-glucosidase activity. Gene Ontology annotation, biological process: glucan catabolic process. The coding region runs from base 404 to 2701 and encodes 765 amino acids.
CGUUUCAAUGUUGCUCUUAAUAGUUACGUCGUACAUAGUAGUAGCAUAGGUAUUAUGUAAGCACAUGACAACUACAUAGUACAUACAUAGUACUACUAAGGUGGCCAGUGCUCGGAGCGGUGAAUAUUCCUAGAUUAGGGAAUUUCUAGAACCUCAACCCGAACCCGGUAAGGCUACAUUGCCCGACUUUGCCAAGCGGGUUGCAGUGUCAUCGGAUCCAUAUCCAUGUCAUCCAUGUCACCAACUAACAAAAAACAUUCGGGAUAAUGGCACCGAAUAAAAUGUUGGUCUCCGCUUUCUAUGAAGUCGUUGGGCUUCGACGUCUUGAAACAUUGCAAAGCCUCCCACCAUUCAUUCUUUACUUGAACCUCUUUCAUGCCCUCUUUUCAUGUCCUAAGCAGUCAUGUUGUUCUCGCUGACAGCGCUCCUUUUUGCGCCGUCGUUUGUCGCAUCUACCACUUCGGGUUACGCGCAGUCAUCUCCAGUGUUCCCGUCCCCACCCGGAAAAGGUGCGGGCAUAUGGGCCGACGCGUAUGAAAAUGCACAGGAUUUCGUACGGCAGAUGACUCUGGAAGAGAAAGUCAACAUUACUCGUGGUUUCACCGUUACCGACAAUGUCUGUGCUGGCAAUACCGGGACUGUGCCUCGACUAGCCUGGCCCGGCAUGUGCCUACACGACGCAGGCAACGGUGUCAGAGCCGCGGACCUCGUCAACUCGUACCCGUCUGCUCUCCACGUCGGCGCCAGUUGGGAUAGGAACUUGACUUACGAUAGAGCCUAUUACAUGGGGCAGGAGUUCAAGGCGAAAGGAAUCAAUGUCUUACUCGGUCCCAACGCCGGCCCGUUAGGGAGAACCCCUUUAGGUGGUAGAAACUGGGAAGGCUUCUCUGUUGACCCAUACCUAUCCGGCCAACUGAACGCCGACACAAUCGUUGGCCACCAGGAUGCUGGCGUAAUCGCGACCUUAAAGCACUUCAUAGCCAACGAACAGGAAACGUACAGAAGGCCAUACUUUGGCGUCGAAGCAGUUUCGGCUAAUGUUGAUGACAAAACGCUUCAUGAGCUGUACCUCUGGCCCUUCAUGGAUGGUGUGAGGGCGGGUGUCGCCUCAGUCAUGUGCUCUUAUAAUCGCAUUAACAAUACCUAUGGCUGCGAGAAUAGCAAGCUUAUGAACGGUGUCCUUAAGACCGAACUCGCAUUUGACGGGUUUGUGCUUCUUGACUGGAACGCCCAACACAACCUCGAGAGUGCCAAUGCUGGACUAGAUAUGCUUAUGCCUGGGGGCGGCUUCUGGGGCAACAACCUAACUCAGGCAGUUCAGAACGGAUCUGUCAACGAAGACAGGGUAACCGAUAUGGCCACAAGGAUCCUCGCAGCCUGGUUCCUGGUGGGCCAAAAUGGCACCAAUUUCCCCGUGCCGGGAAUUGGAUUGAAGAAUCUUACGCAACCACACGAGCAGGUUGACGCGCGUAUUCCCGAGUCCAAACCUGUGAUAUUAGAAGGAGCAAUAGCUGGACACGUUCUAGUAAAGAACAACGAUGCCUUACCGUUCAAGAAGAACCCCACUAUGCUAUCAAUCUACGGCUACGACGCCACUAUUCCAGGCACCAAAAAUACGGAUAAUCUUUUCCAACUUGGCUACACGUCCUCGGCGGAGAUGGGGCAAGCAGUAUUGGGCACGGAGCAACACUUUAACCAAGCCGCUAAAGGCGGUACCAUCGUCACUGGCGGAAGAGCUGGCGCUAACGGGCCAGCUUAUAUCGACGACCCGUUGAGUGCCUUUCAGCAGCGGGCAAAAGUUGACGGCACUUGGAUCAACUGGGAUUUGACAUCAUCUAACCCCGACGUCAACGCGGCCUCGGAUGCGUGCUUGGUCUUCAUCAACGCAAUCGCUACUGAGGGAUGGGACAGAGAGGGACUUCACGAUGACUUCAGCGAUGGCCUUAUCCUAAAUGUCGCCUCCAAGUGUGCAAACACCAUCGUCAUCAUUCAUGCUGCUGGGAUUCGCCUCGUUGACCAAUGGAUUGACCAUCCUAAUGUCACCGCAACAGUAAUCGCUCAUUUACCUGGCCAGGACAGUGGGGAAGCUCUUGUAAAACUUCUAUACGGCGAGGCUGUAUUCUCAGGAAAGCUCCCGUACACAUUGGCCAAGAAUGAAAGUGAUUACGGGGUCUACGCGGCAUGCGGUCGCGGUCCUACCAAUACCACAGACCCUCAGUGUGACUUUACGGAAGGGGUCUAUGUCGAUUAUCGCCAUUUUGACGAAAAGGACAUUCUCCCACGCUUCGAGUUUGGUUACGGGUUGUCGUACACUACAUUCAAUUAUUCUUCACUCGCAAUCGAACCAUUAGGUAUCAAACCGGAUGCACAAGGAUCGUCCACCCCAAGUAGCGACGAAGCUUUGUGGGAGGUAAUCGCUACGGUCAACGCCACAGUUACCAACACCGGGCCUGUAGCUGGUGCUGAAGUAGCGCAGCUCUACCUUGGCAUCCCGAAUAGUCCUCCAAAGCAGCUUCGCGGCUUUAAGAAGAUUAAUCCGUCGCCUGAAAAUUCGACCGAGGUCGUUUUCGAGCUGACGAGGCGCGACUUUAGCGUGUGGGAUGUCAUUACUCAAGGAUGGGUGGUACAGAGUGGUGAGUACGCAGUGUAUGUCGGCGCGAGUAGCCGGGAUAUUAGAUUAGAUGGCUCUAUCACAGUUUAGGAGGCUGAGAUACACCACAAAUUUGAUAUUCUAGUGAAUCAGGUAGCGAUUCAAUCCUAAAAUCCAUACUAAGUCUUUCACGUAAUGAUUUCUACAAAUACUAGUUGACUACGAAAUUCAUUCUAGUUAAAGAGUGAAGAACUGUUCUCACCCAUCCAAUCCCAAGUGAAUUAGAC